AUGAACUACAGAGGAAUUACAUUAACACCAAUUGUAGUGAAGAUUUAUAAUGCAUUUCUACUCAAUCGAAUCCAACCUCAAAUUGAAAGAGUUCUUAAGAAAAAUCAAAAUGGAUUGAGGAAGACCCGCUCUACAUCUGGUCAAAUUCUCACAGUUAGGAGGAUGUUGGAAGGAGUACGAGCCAAAAACCUUAAUGCAGUUCUGCUCUUUGUUGAUUUCUCCAAGGCCUUUGACUCUGUACGCAGAGAUAAGAUGGCAGAAAUCAUUACGGAAUAUGGAAUCCCUGACGAAACAAUAAAUGCAUCUAGAAGCAGAAAAUAUCCAGCAGCCUGCUUGAGUGAUACCAGUUAUACUGAUGACAGAGUGCUCUUCACAGACAGCACAAAAGCUACUGAACAUUUACUCCAUCUCCUGGAAAAUGCUGCUGCAAAUAUAAGACUAUAUGUGAAUGAAAAGAAAACAGAGUUUAUCACCCUGAACACAUCAGGUGAAAUCAGGAACAUCAAACAGAAGCCCUUGAAAAAUGGCAGCAAUAUUAUGUCCCCUGAAAAAGAUAUUAAAUCUUGCAUUGCUAAGGCUUGGGCAGCGAAAGAUGGUCUUAGAACAAUAUGGAAAGAUGGUCUUAGAACAAUAUGGAAAGAUGGCCUUAGAACAAUAUUGGGCAGCGAAAGAUGGUCUUAG
Molecule: messenger RNA, 681 nt
Organism: Octopus sinensis (East Asian common octopus)
Lineage: Eukaryota; Metazoa; Mollusca; Cephalopoda; Octopoda; Octopodidae
Exons: 2
Coding region: 1-681 (226 amino acids)
Source: RefSeq, a predicted model, not a curated record